AUGCCUGGAUCACCCACCCGCAGUCGUCCACCCACCACCGUGGCUGGAGGCACAGGGGCAACACCAACCCCGGCGAAUAAUGUCGGCGGUGGUGCCGGUGGGGGCGACCGAGGCUUCCGUAAAGGCGGCAAGGAUGAUGUUCUCAAUGAAGGCAAAGGACAUGUAGAUCCCAGCAACCCCCAUGAAACCAUGGGCAGUUUUCUCGGUCUUAGCGAUCAAAAAUCCCGGGCUGAGGCCAAGUAUUUUGCGCGCGCAGAUCUCGCGGGAGACGAUGUCAAGUCCACGACCGACAGCGGGGAGCCUACUUGUGCCGUAGAAGAUCAUUCCUUCAUGGGGACUAAGCCCGGUGGUGCGGAUACCUUGCCUGGUUGGGGAACCAUGAAGAGCAUGUUCGAGAACUUGAAAUGA
Penicillium manginii is the source of this 408-nucleotide messenger RNA. RefSeq lists its product as uncharacterized. Lineage: Eukaryota; Fungi; Ascomycota; Eurotiomycetes; Eurotiales; Aspergillaceae. The coding region runs from base 1 to 408 and encodes 135 amino acids. The record is from RefSeq and is a predicted model, not a curated record. The transcript has 2 exons.